UAUAAAUGCCCUCUUAACUGUCUGAUAAUUUAUACCCAUAGACAGACCACUUCAAAGUUAGUCCUUACUUCUCUUCCUUUUAGUUGGCAAGCUUGCUAGCUCGAUCUUCGGCGGCAUAUGGCCAAGGAAGCCGACUUAAAGAAGAUCGAGCUGAAGGUGACGGUCAACUGCUGUGAUGGGUGCAAGAGGAAGGUGAAGAAGCUGCUGCGAAGUGUCGAAGGAGUUCUGAAGAUAGAAAUCGACCCGGUGAACCCAAAAGUCACGGUGCUUGGGAAUGUGGACCCACAGGUCCUCAUCAAGAAGCUCGCCAAAGCCGGAAAACAAGCAGAAGUCCGCAGCAGCACCUCUGUUAGUGGUAGCCCCGGUGAUCAGAAGGACAAGAAGGAAAUCAAAGAAAAGGAAAACGUAAAUGGUAAUCCGAAACCCGACAAGUGCCCCGACUCUUGCAGCAAAGAGAAGGUCAUCAAAGAGACAAUACCCUGCGGGGCCGAGGAAAUGGACCCGACGAAGAACCAGGAAACAUUAAACUCUGCGAAAUCUUGUGCCAGUGAAGCGAGCAGGAGCGAAGGCUUUCCGCUUCGCCCUCCAAUCCCUGAGGUGAAGUACGCAGUUUACCCGAACAUGUUCCUAGAGACGGCAAGUGUUAGGACCAUGGAGCAACCUUACCCGAUCGGGAUGCCUUAUUACACGGUGUGCUCAUAUAUCGCUCCCCUGCCUCCUCAGGCAGCAUUUGGGCAAGAAUUCCCAGGCUACGGGGGUCGGCAGGUGGCGGCACAGCCGAUGUUCGAGGCCCCGGUGGUGACGCGGGUCGGGGACUAUUUCAGCGACGAGAACACCGUGGGGUGCCAUGUGAUGUGACUGAGAUUUAGAAAGGGCCAAUAGAGAAGGCCAAUUUCCCCUGGUUUUGCUCUGUCUUUUGAGGCAUUUGUUAGAUAGGUUUUAAUUUCCCACUUCCAUUUUUUGUAGUGAUAAAAUGCCAACUUUCUUUCCCCUAUAAUUUCAUGCUGAUCAUUAUGUUAAAAUGCAUUCA
This is a messenger RNA of Punica granatum (pomegranate), 1030 nucleotides long. The record is from RefSeq and is a predicted model, not a curated record. NCBI's taxonomy places the organism in Eukaryota, Viridiplantae, Streptophyta, Magnoliopsida, Myrtales, Lythraceae.